This is a messenger RNA of Knipowitschia caucasica, 2925 nucleotides long. Lineage: Eukaryota; Metazoa; Chordata; Actinopteri; Gobiiformes; Gobiidae. The record is from the annotation of a GenBank genome assembly.
AUGGUGCAAUACACACCGGGACCGUCGCCAUGGUGCCACACACACCGGGACCGUCGCCAUGGUGCCACACACACCGGGACCGUCGCCAUGGUGCCGCCCACCCCUGGACCGUCGCUAUGGUGCCACACACACCGGGACCGUCGCCAUGGUGCCACACACACCGGGACCGUCGCCAUGCUGCCAUACACACCGGGACCGUCCCCAUGGUGUUAUUCACAAAACGCACACACCCUGGUGCUUGUCGUACGUUCAGACGCUACAGUACAGACGCUACAGUACAGACGCUUCAGUACAGACGCUACAGUACAGACGCUACAGCUCAGACGCCACAGUACAGACGCCACAGUACAGACGCUACAGUACAGACGCUACAGUACAGACGCUUCAGUACAGACGCUACAGUACAGACGCUACAGCUCAGACGCCACAGUACAGACGCCACAGUACAGACGCCACAGUACAGACGCUACAGCUCAGACGCUACAGCACAGACGCCACAGUACAGACGCUACAGUACAGACGCUACAGUACAGACGCUACAGUACAGACGCCACAGUACAGACGCUACAGUACAGACGCUACAGUACAGACGCCACAGUACAGACGCUACAGCUCAGACGCUACAGCACAGACGCCACAGUACAGACGCCACAGUACAGACGCCACAGUACAGACGCCACAGUACAGACGCCACAGUACAGACGCUACAGCACAGACGCCACAGUACAGACGCCACAGUACAGACGCCACAGUACAGAUGCUACAGCUCAGACGCUACAGCUCAGACGCCACAGUACAGACGCCACAGUACAGACGCUACAGUACAGACGCCACAGUACAGACGCUACAGUACAGACGCCACAGUACAGACGGUACAGUACAGACGGUACCGUACAGACGCUACCAUACAAACGCUACAGUACAGACGCUACAGCUCAGACGCCACAGUACAGACGCCACAGUACAGACGCCACAGUACAGACGCCACAGUACAGACGCUACAGCACAGACGCCACAGUACAGACGCCACAGUACAGACGCCACAGUACAGAUGCUACAGCUCAGACGCUACAGCUCAGACGCCACAGUACAGACGCCACAGUACAGACGCUGCAGUACAGACGCCACAGUACAGACGCUACAGUACAGACGCCACAGUACAGACGGUACAGUACAGACGGUACCGUACAGACGCCACAGUACAGACGCCACAGUACAGACGCCACAGUACAGAUGCUACAGCUCAGACGCCACAGCACAGACGCCACAGUACAGACGCCACAGUACAGACGCUACAGCACAGACGCCACAGUACAGACGCCACAGUACAGACGCCACAGUACAGUCGGUACAGUACAGACGCUACAGUACAGACGCUACAGCUCAGACGCCACAGUACAGACGCCACAGUACAGACGCCACAGUACAGACGCUACAGUACAGACGCUACAGUACAGACGCUACAGCUCAGACGCCACAGCACAGACGCCACAGCACAGACGCCACAGUACAGACGCCACAGUACAUACGCCACAGCACAGACGCUACAGCACAGACGCCACAGUACAGACGCCACAGUACAGACGCUACAGUACAGACGCUACCGCACAGACGCUACAGUACAGACGCCACAGUACAGACGCUACAGUACAGACGCUUCAUUACAGACGCCACAGUACAGACGCUACAGUAGAGACGCUACAGGGCUCUAAAUUCCAGCACAUGGAGCGUUUGGUACAGCACAGACGCCACAGUACAGACGCCACAGUACAGACGCUACAGUACAGACGCUACAGUACAGACGCCACAGUACAGACGCCACAGUACAGAUGCUACAGCUCAGACGCCACAGUACAGACGCCACAGUACAGACGCUACAGUACAGACGCUACAGUACAAACGCCACAGUACAGACGCCACAGUACAGACGCCACAGUACAGAUGCUACAGCUCAGACGCCACAGUACAGACGCCACAGUACAGACGCUACAGUACAGACGCUACAGUACAAACGCCACAGUACAGACGCCACAGUACAGACGCCACAGUACAGACGCCACAGUACAGACGCUACAGCACAGACGCCACAGUACAGACGCCACAGUACAGACGCCACAGUACAGAUGCUACAGCACAGACGCCACAGUACAGACGCCACAGUACAGACGCCACAGUACAGACGCCACAGUACAGAUGCUACAGCUCAGACGCUACAGCUCAGACGCCACAGUACAGACGCCACAGUACAGACGCUACAGUACAGACGCCACAGUACAGACGCUACAGUACAGACGCCACAGUACAGACGGUACAGUACAGACGGUACCGUACAGACGCUACCGUACAGACGCUACAGUACAGACGCUACAGCUCAGACGCCACAGCACAGACGCCACAGCACAGACGCCACAGUACAGACGCCACAGUACAGACGCCACAGCACAGACGCUACAGCUCAGACGCCUCAGUACAGACGCCACAGUACAGACGCUACAGUACAGACGCUUCAUUACAGACGCCACAGUACAGACGCUACAGUACAGACGCUACAGUACAGACGCUACAGUACAGACGCUACAGUACAGACGCUACAGCACAGACGCUACAGUACAGACGCUACCGCACAGACGCUACAGUACAGACGCUACAGUACAGACGCUACAGUACAGACGCUACAGUACAGACGCUACAGUACAGACGCUACAGUACAGACGCUACAGUAGAGACGCUACAGCGCGUUUGCCCACGCACUGCCAUGUUGUCCUGCUCUCUCAAUUCCUCCAUCUCGAGAUGGAGGAAUUGAGAGAGCAGGUCUACUUGGCAGUGGGUGGGCAAACGCGCCUGACCGCAUCGUCAGAUGAGGGUAACCUUGAGAGUGAGCGUUCGCUCCUGGCUGUCCUGCGGCCCCGUGACUCCAGUUGGUGA